Messenger RNA from Durusdinium trenchii, 321 nucleotides. NCBI's taxonomy places the organism in Eukaryota, Dinophyceae, Suessiales, Symbiodiniaceae. The record is from the annotation of a GenBank genome assembly.
AUGGUGGCGGGCAUCGACCGAGCGCCGCUCAAGGUGACGAGGCAAAUGUCCAAGAAGAAGAUCACGAAGCGCACCAAGGUGAAGCCUUUCGUGAAGUAUGUGAACUACAACCACAUCAUGCCCACCAGAUACCAGGUGCCUGCAGAGAUGUCCCCCGCCACCAUUUGCACCGACCAGCAGAUGGACUCUCUGGAUGGUCGCAAGGAAGCCAGAAAGAUGGCCAAGAGUCUCUUCCAGGAGAAGUUCCAGGCACCACCAGCAGACAAGUCCGGUCGCCCUUCCAAGGAUGUCCUCUACCUGCGCAAGAAGCUGCGCUUCUAA